AUUCUGCUGGCUCUCACUCCUGAACCAGUCACCUCUGAGUUUGUAAAGAUGCCUCGGCUCCUGAGAGCUGUCUUCUGUGUAAUCGAAGCAUUCCACAAGUAUGCCAAAGAAGAUGAGGACAAGGCAGUGCUGACCUGCAGAGAGUUAAAACAGCUCCUUCAGGGCGAGAUUGGGAACUUUCUUCAGCCACAUGUCAUUCAUGCUGUGGAAAGACAUCUGAAUCUUCUGGAUAUUAACAAUGAUGGCACUAUCAAUUUUGAUGAAUUUGUUCUUGCAAUCUUCAGUUUGUUGAACCUCUGUUAUCUUGACAUACAAUCAUUACUAAAUUCAGAAUCAAGAGAGGUAUAUAAAUCAGAAAAGGAGAAGCCAAAUGAUGUAGAUCUUCAGGGAAUCACAAGAACUGAUCAGCAAAUAGUGGGAACUCUGUCAACUCAAGAAAACAUGUUGCUUCCUUCAGAAGUAACAUCAUCAUUCCAGCUCAGCCAUGAAGAAAGUGAAGCAGUUACAAACAAUAAAGUGAAUCCACCGGAAGACAUCAAGACUCACAACUUGCUGAAAGAAGCAUCUGAGCCCAGGGACCUUAAGAAACAAUACUUAGAAGGAGAUGAACAGAGCCAAGAAGUGACCCAAGAUGGAGAAGAAACAGAAGACAAGAGAGCCCAAAUUAAGACAAAUAAAUCAUUAGCAAGAUCAGAACAGACUAACAACUCUAAAAAGUCAGUCCCCAGAGAGGGACCUAACCUAGUCAGGAGGCAAAGUGGUAAUAAGACAAGUGACAGAUUUAAAGAACAGGAAGAGAACUUGAAACUACAACAAGAAACACAGAUACCACCAGAUCAGGAAGCUGCACCAGAAAAAAAUAUUAAAACCCACUCUAAAACACAAGAACCACCCCUGGAAGGUGAAGAUGAACCCAGGUCAGAGCAUGCUGAUCUACUAGAACAAGCUGCUGCAAGAAAAGCAUCUCAGACACAGAAAUCAGCUAAUUCUGAGGAUGAUAGAAUAUUGGAGACUCCAGAACCAGGAAAGGAUGUUGACAGGACAUCAACUGAGAUUAAAGAUAGAGAUGAGCCUGAAGAUUGUAGUCAAACAUCUGAGACCCAACAAUCACCAGCACUGGAACAUAAAAUAAAGAACUUACCAGUUGAAGGUGGUAGCAAAGAUGUUUCAGAAACAUCUGAUAUUAGAGCUGAAAGGGAAGAAAGUAGAGGCCUUGAGGCACAUGGACUAUCACAGCAAAAAGAACAUGAGAAGAAAACUCAGCCUCCAGUUUUGGAUACCCAAACACAAGAUGGAAAGUAUCAUGAACUCCAAAGAUCAUCAAAAGAAAAAGAGGCAGAAAAAGAUUCUGAGACGCCAGAUCUAAGCACAGGAGAAAGAAAUCAGAAUUGCCCUGAAACUACAGGCACCUCAGCCGUAGGAGAAGAGGUGAGACACACUGAGGUGAGACACACAGCACCAGAACUUGUGAACAGCAAAAAUGCCCCUGCUGCCAAAAGGACACCAGUAGCAACAGAAAGAACCCAAGAGUCAGGUCCACUUGAGAGGCAGUCUGAAGGAGAAAAUAGCAGGACCAUGCAGCCCUGUGACAAGCCAGUUAGAGAGGCAGAUGGUUACCCAGGAGAGGACUCUGAGGUCCCCAUUGCACUGAAUAGCAAGGGGUCUUAUGCAACUCCCAAGAAUCUAAUUCUAAAGGAAGGUGACAGCAGCUCAGAGACAGGUGAACUACCUAUGCAAGGGGAUUUCAAGAGUCAGGCACACCCACACAAGGGGUCUUUGCAAAGAGGUUACCAUAGUAAUCCAGAUCUCCAGAAGCAUGGAGCACCAGGUGAGAGCAAUGAGGCUCAGGAAGCAAUGGUGGUAUUAGUCAGAGAAGAAAGUGUAAACCUCCCAGAGGAACAGGAAGAGCCCACCAGAGUGGGCAGAGGGACCAAAAGCCCAGAUGCAAUUGUGGAACCCAGUGGACCCCAAGAGUCACAGAAGCCCACAACAAAAGGCAAAAACAGAAAGUCCUGGGAGGCAGAGGUCCCAGGUGGCCUGGAUAACUUCUUCACGGCAACACAGCUCCCCAAAAAUGAAGUCAGCAAAGAAGAGCUAAAAACCCAGGGCCCAAGGACCAAAGAAGAUGAUGGAAUACCAGGGAUCCAGGAAAUUGUCUUUAAAAGUCUAUGUGAGAACAAUUCACCCUUCAGCAAGACACACCUUAAAGCAGAGGAACCAGCAACAAUGGAAGAAGAGAAUGAAAGUUCCUGCAAGCCAGCAGAAAAAAGUGAUGACCAACAAAAUCAGGACAAGAAACAGUAUGAUUCUUCAGUUCUCCUGUCAGGCCUUGAGGAAAGGAUGCAAAAAGACCAGAAGCCCUGUUCUGUGCAAAGGGAUGUAAUCCAAUCCAGUGCACUAUACCAGAGCCUGCAGGAGAAUUUACAGCAGGCCAGGUGUGGUAGCUUACACCCGUAACCCCAGCAACUCAGGAGGCUGAGGCAAAAGUGUGGCAAGUUCAGGUCCAGCCUGGGGAACUUAGCAAGCUCUUGCCUCAAAGCAAAAAAUUUAAAGGGGUGGAGGUAUAGCUCGGUAGUAAAAAUGUUUGCCUAGCUUGUGCAAAGCCUUAGUUUCAAUCCCUAGUACCACAAAAAAAAAAAAAAAAAAAAAAAGAAAAGGGGAGGAAGAGAGGAAGGAGGAGACAAUACAGUAGCAAACAAACAUAAACACAAACUCAGACUUUUCAGGCAACAUGCCCAGUCAAGGGCAUCUAUCCCCUGCAGGACAGGUAUCUAUUUCAACCAGAGCCACGCAGUAUACAAGGGACUUUCCACUUGAUGAAUAGGACCCUGCUAAUCCAUAACAAAUAUCAGCUCCCCAAGCUCUGUAAACAUUUAAGGUCGCUCUUAGAAAGAGAAACCAGCACCACAAAUAAAAGUGAGCCCUGCAAACCAAUGAGUUGUUUCUGUUAUCCCAGAAACAUAGUUCUCAAUUUGACCCAGACGUCUUCCCUCCAGUUACCUGCAAUAUUUAUAUGCAUGUAUUCAGAUGCAGAUUAAUAAUCCUUAAUUAAAAAUUAUAAAUUUCUACCAAAACAAAUAGCAACAUAUUCAGACGUAGGAUCUGUCACCAAUUUGACCAGGCAAAUACAAUCAGUAAGAAUCUUACAAUAUAGGGCCAGGGAUUUAGCUCAGCAGCAUAAGUGUCUGCCUGGCAAACACGAGGUUGUAAAUUCAAUGCCCAACACCAAGGGAAAAAAAAAAGAA
Cavia porcellus (domestic guinea pig) is the source of this 3245-nucleotide messenger RNA. It is a transcript of the gene Tchhl1, whose product is annotated as trichohyalin like 1. Bases 49 to 2457 code for a protein of 802 amino acids. NCBI's taxonomy places the organism in Eukaryota, Metazoa, Chordata, Mammalia, Rodentia, Caviidae. Gene Ontology annotation, molecular function: transition metal ion binding; calcium ion binding. The transcript has 3 exons. The record is from RefSeq and is a predicted model, not a curated record.